CUUAAAGAGACAGCGCCGGGGCGCCCGCGGAGUGCGGUGAGCGGCAGAUGGCGGCGCUGGGCGGCUGGGUGCUGUACUUCGCCUACGGCAGCAACCUGCUCCGGGAGCGCAUCCUGCUGCGGAACCCCUCGGCGGCCUUCGCGGCGGUGGCCCGCUUGCAGGAUUUUAAACUCGUUUUUGGCAGUCCUCAAGGCAGACCAAGUUCUAACUGGCAUGGAAGUACAGCUACCAUUGUUCAAAGCCCUGGAGACGAAGUUUGGGGAGUAGUAUGGAAAAUGAGCACUAGCAAUUUAAUUUCUCUGGAUAAGCAAGAGGGAGUUGAAGAGGGUCUGUAUGCUCCAAUAGAGGUUGAUGUUAGUACUCAAGAAGGAAAACUACUGACCUGUCGAAGUUACCAGAUGAAAGACUGUGUCUAUGAUCUUCCAUCACCACAGUAUAAAAAGGUCAUCUGCAUGGGUGCAAAACAGAAUGGAUUACCACCUGACUAUCAGAAGAAAUUAGAACUAAUAGCAACCAAUGGUUAUGCAGGACCAGUGUCAGUCUUUGAAGAAAUUGAGGCUGCUGUUAAAAAAGGGAAAACAAUAACUUAAUAAAAUCAUAGAAAAGUAGAGCCAGAAGGGACCUCCAGAGGUCAUCUAGUGCAACCCCCUGUCUGAGGCAGGAUCAUCCUUAUCCAAACCCAUUGUCUAACCCAGGUGUACUCCUAGAGUAAUUCCAAUUCCACAAUGCCUGAUUGUUCAUUUUGAUUUAAGCAUGAAUUUUCUCAAUAGGCUGAUUAGCAACUUCCUUUUUUGAUAAAGAAUGGGGCAGUCCUGGUGUACUUCUAUAGGAAGGGACUGGAUUCAGCAAGUUUAAGGCCCUGGUUUUGCAAAGGUAUGUGUGUAAGUUGGGCUUAACUUCAUGCACCAUCCAGAAAGCUAUGUGUAAAUCUCUAUGGAAUCUGGACCUAAUUCUCUGUAAUCCCCUUAUCGUACUGUUGGUAAAGUUCAUUUUGUCACAUCCUCCUGUUACCAAUCAUCAUAAAAAAGAAACCAGUUAGUUGGGCAGCUUCCCAUUAGGAAUAUUAAGGCUGCAGAAUUGAGCCCCUUGGUUUUUAAGUGUUGUACAUUCAGUUCUCCAGUCUGUUUUAAAAGUCCAUGGGGGUGCAAAGUAGGAAAUUAUACUUUUGCUUUUUACUUAACUAACUUCUGUGGAGCAAGACCUUUUCUGGCUGGAAGGUAUUAAUGUGAUUAUUAAAAAUCAAUCAUUUAACUUCUGUUUGGUCAUUAGCUUCUAAAUCACUUCCUGUGAAUUGGUAUAAUAAAUUACUGACUAUUGGUACUGACUUGUGUGAGACACAUACACAUUUGUCAAUCCACUCUAAUUAAAUUCCUACCAGUACUGUUUAAAAAAUUCCUACCAGCUUCAGUUUAAAAAAAAAAGGGAAAAUUUUAAAAGUCAAUAGAUACUUCAUAGGAGGUAUUUCUAAAAUGCUAAUUCUACAGGUCACCCCCUGCUAUUGAAGAAACUACCAGCUAAGGAUAGCAUUCCAUCUGUAAUAGUGUAAUCAUCUUUAGUGGUAAUUACUAGGGAUUGGUGAAUAAGGCCAGAUAAAAUAAGUGGCUUUGGAUCAUUGCAUGUCUCUCUACUUUCUGUAGAGGUCAGAAAGAUAUGCACAAGGUCUAUUCCACUGGUUAUUGAAAUCAAUGGCAGUCUUUUCAUUCAUCACAAUGAUUUGGAUUGGACCCAAAAGAGAAAUGCUGAGAGUCUCUCUACAAUGCUCACAGCCUCAUAUGAAUUGGGAAGUGUUGUAAACUUUGCAAGAGUCUGACCUUUUGAUAACUGAUUACCGAUGGGGAACUGAACAAUGUGAGGAAACACAAAACAACUGAAUUUUAAUUUUUUUUUCUUUCUAUAUGGAAGAUCAUUGUUUAAAUAUUUUUUUCCUUGAUACACAGGAGAUAAGAGUUACUUCCAGAGUUAAUGGGACUGUGUAUUAUGAAAUAUCAAACUUGCACACGAACUGAUUGCACAAACUUUUUAUAGGUGUGUGCCAGAGCAGUUCAUUUCAUUUCUAGGUGUCAUGUGAACGAUGUUCAUGGAAGCUGAGAUCUCAGAUUUUCAUUAGGCCCCAUUAUAUGCAUACUGUAUACUAUACUGUAUACUGCAUAUAUGAAACCUAUGUAAUAGCAACUAAAAAUUGGGGGUAAAUAAAGUUACAACUGCCAGA
Messenger RNA from Gavialis gangeticus (Gharial), 2209 nucleotides. It is a transcript of the gene GGCT, whose product is annotated as gamma-glutamylcyclotransferase. Lineage: Eukaryota; Metazoa; Chordata; Crocodylia; Gavialidae. The transcript is spliced from 5 exons. The record is from RefSeq and is a predicted model, not a curated record. Gene Ontology annotation, molecular function: gamma-glutamylcyclotransferase activity. The coding region runs from base 48 to 590 and encodes 180 amino acids.